GCCAGACAUCGUAAAUUAGUGUUAUCUACAACGGUUACACCAUCAGGUGUAAAUAAAUAAAAUAUUUGUUGUUGUCUUCUAGACACGUGUGUACCGAUAUUAUUUCUUCAUGUCGUGUUAUUUUAGUGCAAUACGCUCCGCCCCUACGAUGACGUAGCCCAGCCCGCGAGCCAGUGAGUCGGCUCUAAGCGCCGCCCACCACGCCCUAAUGUGCCGCCCCCUUUCAAAUGCGCCGCCCUUCGGACCGUCGAGCCACCCCCGCAAUUGCUGAUGGCCGCCCACGUUGCUGCCCGUCCGCGGCCGUGUGCCGCCCUCGGGCCGGCCAUGUUGUUAGUGCUCGCGCUCGCCGCUUGUGGCGCUUCUGUCGACGGAGAAGAGGAAUCGAUGGUGGCGGGGAACGCUUAUGCGCAAUCGUCGCACGCUCUUAACGGAAUCUGCAAGAGCACGGACAUCCGCAACUCAGUCCGCGACCUUGAGAUUCUCAGGGACUGUGAGGUUAUCGAAGGCUUCCUCUCCAUCCUGCUCUUCGACAACGUCAACGAGACCGAACUGAUGAAACUCCAGUUCCCGAAACUCACCGAGAUCACAGACUACUUCCUGUUGUACCGCGUCAACGGUCUUCGCAGCGUCGGUCAGCUAUUUCCUAAUCUGUCGGUGAUCAGAGGUCAAGCCUUGUUCGAAGACGUGUACGCUUUCGUGGUGUUCGAGAUGACCUCACUGCAGGAGAUCGGCCUUCACUCCCUCACAGAUAUCAUGCGCGGAAACGUCUACAUCGAUAAAAAUCCAUCGCUGUGUUUCGUUCAUACAGUAGAUUGGGAUAGGAUUAUCCAUGAUCAAAGGGGCAAGAACUUGAUCAAGAGCUUGAAACCGGAGAACGAGUGCCCGAUUUGUUCAAGUGAUGAACUGGUGGGAGAUGUAUUGAAUGCGGUGUGUCCCAGGUCGGCUGCUGUGGGUCUUGAUAAGGAGAGGUCGCGGGAUAGGCAUCUCUGUUGGAACAGGCAUCAUCUGCAAAAGAUAUUCAGGUCGAACUGUACAGCGUGUGAUAACAACGGAAAGUGCUGUAGUUCAGAAUGUCUGGGAGGAUGCAGUAGUUAUAAUAGAAGUCAGUGCACUGUGUGCAGGCACCUAACGUUGCUAUUCGACGAUAGGAAAGAGUGUGUGAAGGAGUGCCCUGCAAAUUAUUAUAAGUAUUUGGAUCGCCGCUGUGUCACUAAGGAGGAAUGUAUAGGUAUGAAAAAGCCAAUUGACUACCAACCGGUAAACAAUGAGGGCGAGCAUCCGUAUAAAGUUUUCAAUAACUCGUGUCUCCUUCACUGCCCAGUCAAUCACAAAAGUGAUGGCUACACUUGCGUACCAUGUGACGGACGAUGUGAAAAAUACUGCGAUGGUAUUAAUAUAGACAGUAUUACAAUAGCAAAGCAAUUAAGAGGCUGUACUCAUAUAAGAGGUUCCUUAGAAAUUCAAAUAAGAAGAGGAACGAACGUUGUGGCAGAGCUUGAGGAAAGCCUCAGUAUGAUCGAAGAGAUAGAAGGCUACCUCAAAAUCGUACGAUCCUUCUCGUUAGUCUCGUUAAACUUCCUGAAAAGUCUCAAAAGGAUAAGGGGCAACUUCUUGGAUAACCAAAAAUACGUGCUCAUCAUACUGGAUAAUCAAAACUUGCAAGAACUCUGGGACUGGUCGAAAAAUAGAACGCUCGUUAUAGAAAGAGGAAAACUGUUCUUCCAUUUCAAUCCGAAAUUGUGCUUCAACAAAAUUCUGCAGUUGAAGGAAAUAGCUCGUUUGGAGGACUUCACCGACCUAGAGGUCGCUCCAAAUUCAAAUGGAGACAAGAUAGCUUGUGACGUAAAACCCUUACAUGUUAACAUAAGCAAAAUAGGAACAAGAUCAGUUACUUUAGAAUGGAAGCAAUUUCAAAUGAGAGAUGAUCAAAGAAAAUUGUUAGGAUAUAUCGUUUAUCUCAUCGAGGCACCAUACAGAAAUGUAACCAUUUACGAUGGAAGGGACGCCUGCGGUCAAGACGAUUGGCGCGUAUACGACGUUGCCGUUCAAGAAACUGAUCAAACUGUUACCCAACUCUUGCCAAAUUUGAAGCCUUACCGUCAAUAUGCCUUCUUUGUGAAAACCUACACCAUUGCCAGUGAAAAGACCGGGGCUCAAAGUGAUAUUAUGUAUUUUAUGACGUUGCCUUCAACUCCUUCGUCCCCACAAAAUCUCCAAGUGUACAGUAAUGCAAGUGAUUCACUUAUAAUUAGGUGGUCACCGCCACUCGAACCUAAUGGAAACGUCACACACUAUAUUGUAGCAGGUAAAAAGCACAACGACGAGUACAUGUUGAGAGAUAGGGACUAUUGUAAAGACCCACCGGUAUUAGUGUCCGAGGAGAAGAGACAACCACAAAUACACACGACGCCGCCACCCAAGAACGAGAGUUGUCACUGUGAGGGAGGAAAAAGUUCCAACAGAGUUAUUGACGCGGAUGAAGGAGAAGCUAGAAUAAAGUUCGAGGAUUUGUUGCAUAAUCUAGUAUACCAGAAAAGGCCUCCUUCGAAUUCAACCGAAAGCCGCAAAAAGCGCGAAACAACCGAGUUCCCGUACUCGAACGAGCUGCAAAACGUAACCAAAUCGCCGAAUGACCUCGAUUAUCCUGUCAACCCAGACCUCAAGAAUACAGUACAAAACGCCACCGAAAAUGGCACGGACAUUUGGGAGUCGUUCAACUUCACGGUAUACGGAGAAACGGAGUUCUUCGUCAACAGAUUGCAUCACUACACCCUGUACGAAGUUAGCGUACAAGCGUGUCGAGAUAAGCAAGGUGAUGACGAUGUUGAGAAUCCGUGCAGUGCCAGGAACAUUAAAACUGACAGGACGAGGAGUAAACCUGGUGCUGAUAAUAUUACCAAGGUUAAGAUAAGUAACAGAAGCUUAGAUGAAGUGACAUUAACAUGGGAGGAGCCGGAGGACCCGAAUGGAGUUAUAUAUCGGUAUUCUAUAGAAUACCAAAGGGUAGAUCUAGAAAACCAACCAAAACUAGGAUUGUGCGUAAACGCAAGAAACUACUCGAUGGCCAAAUCCUUUACAGUAUCAAAACUGUCUCCCGGUAAUUACAGUAUUCGCAUAAUGGCCACGUCAUCUGCAAGAAAUGGCGACUACUCAGAGCGUAUCUAUUUCGUUAUUGAGGAACCCUCGACGAAUACUCUGUCUGUCGUCCUGAUUAUUCUGUUCAUAUUUAUUGCUUUCUCAGUCGUUUUCGGCUGGCUCUACCGGAAACACCUAAAAGAAAAAGAGAACAUGAGACUUAUUCAAUCCGUAAAUCCCGAAUAUGUUCCAACGAUUUACGUUCCUGACGAUUGGGAGGUGCAAAGGAAGAAGAUUGAGUUGAUCAAGGAAUUGGGUCAGGGAAGUUUCGGUAUGGUGUGGGAAGGACUUGCCAGGGAUAUCCGGGGGAAAACUGAGAUUAGAUGUGCCAUUAAAACGGUUAAUGAGCAUGCUACAAAUAGGGAAAGGCUAGAAUUUCUGAACGAGGCUUCCGUGAUGAAAGCCUUCGACACAACUCAUGUAGUGAGGCUAUUAGGUGUAGUUUCGCAGGGCCAACCCACGUUGGUUAUUAUGGAGCUCAUGGCUCACGGUGAUCUGAAGUCGUAUCUUCGAUCGCAUAGGCCGGAUGCUGAAAACUACAAUCCGGAACUGAUAAAGCAACCGCCGACGUUGAAGCAGAUCCUUCAAAUGGCGAUAGAGAUAGCGGACGGCAUGGCGUAUUUGACGGCAAAGAAGUUCGUGCACAGGGAUCUAGCAGCCAGGAACUGCAUGGUUUCGGAGGAUCUUACUGUGAAAAUCGGAGAUUUCGGGAUGACGAGGGAUAUUUACGAAACGGAUUACUACAGAAAAGGCACGAAAGGACUACUGCCGGUCCGUUGGAUGGCCCCCGAGAGUCUCAAAGAUGGCGUCUUCACCAGCAGCAGUGACGUAUGGAGCUAUGGAGUGGUACUGUGGGAGAUGGCUACGUUGGCCUCGCAGCCGUACCAAGGACUUUCCAACGACCAAGUACUCAGGUAUGUCAUAGACGGUGGGGUCAUGGAACGACCUGAGAACUGCCCGGACAAGUUGUAUACGCUCAUGAGGUACUGCUGGCAGCACAAGCCUUCAGCUAGGCCGACGUUCCUUAAAUUGUGUCAGUUGUUGUUGGACGAUGCAUCGGCGCAGUUCGCGCAGGUGUCGUUCUACCACAGUCCGGCCGGCGCAGAGGCCCGCGCUUCACGGCCAACCCCCUCCCCUAACCAGGAGGAGCAACUCACGCCGCUGAAGCGCGUCUCGGACCGCCUUCGCGGCUACACGUCCUCCGAGUCGCAUGAAUCGGACGAAUUGGACAUCGACACCCACCACCAGUUUCCCAGCAUCACGGAGGGGGGCAUCCGAGUGGGGGUGACGCAGACGGCCAACGGCUACGUCAGCGGCUGUCCGACCAAUGGCGGGGCGGCAGGGAACACCACUCAGUGCUAGCCACAUAUCAUGAGGUGAUUCGGAGGAGGGGUUACAGUGGAGGGGCAUGGGUGGGGGCAGCUGCUUAUACAGGGUGUUCCAGAAAGACGUGCCGAUAUUUCUAGGGUAAAAAGUACAUCCAAAUGCAACAAAAAAGUUGAGAGUUUUGCCAAACCGCUGUGGAUCGGUUGCAGAAACCAGUUAAUAGGACUGUUCUCUCAGUAACGGUAUAAUUUAUGGAAUUAAAAUAUUUUCUUUUUCAGUUUGCAAAAAAAUAUUUUUUUAAUCCAGAUGAUUUAUACAUGCAGUGUCGUUUUCCAGUGGCAUCCCGUUUCUUCGUAGAAAUAUUGGACAUUUUUCGAGGAAACUUGUAUUAUUUUUUAUAUUUCCUAUGUAUGCGUGAGGUUGCUCACUUAUUUUUGGGAUACCCUGUAUGCCGUUCGUCCUAUCCAUAAACCUUUCACUCCAUUUUGGACUCAGUUUUGGGAGGGAUACUAUUGUGGGUAUUGCCGGUAUGCGUGUACGAAUUUUUCUUUCACAUCAUUUUUGAUGCCAGUGAUUUUACUUGAUAAAUCGUGUGAAACUGCCAUGUAACAUAAGCAUUGAUUGUAAAUAAAAAAAAGUGUACUCAAAUAUUCGUUCUCAAAAUAAGUAUUCUCAGGGUGCGUUCCAGACUUUUGAAAUUUUUUCAAAAAUUUGGGAGUUCCUUCUCAAUAUGUUGAAAGAUCUGGCCACACUGUAGUCUCGCCCUUACAUCAGUAUUUCAUUUUUUUUUCAUUGUAUACCACGAAUGCCUCAAAAUAAUCAUUUGAAUGCUGACGCAGCUUUUAUUAUGUUGUAUAAAAUGAUUCACAUAUAUUCCUGAGGAAGUUCCUAAUCGUAUAUGCCAAAAACACACUAACGUAAUUCAGCCAAAUUAUAAGCCAUUCAUUUUAAACGUAGUAACACUUGCUCAAUAAAUAGUAACUAAUUUACUAACGACUUGGUUCAGGCGAUUCUCACCUUAACUUUAUUGUUGCGAUCUAUAAAAAUUGUACACUUUGCCAAUAUAGUGUAGUGGAAUUAACUGAUGGUUCACAAAAAUUGAGUUCUGUUCAGUACAAAAUUUCCUCAAAACUGGUUCAGACCAAUCAAUAUUUAGUCCAGGAAGUAUCUUCGCAUCUGCCAGGAAAAAUAUUUUGAUUCGGUUUUGUACAAAAUUUUUCAAAAUGCCCCAUUUAACGAAUCUGCAAAAAAAAAUUUUUAUAGCUUUUUUGGGUCAUUCUGAAUCAAGAAGUUUCUUACGAACCAUUCUCUAAAGUCGAUAGUUUUCGAGAUUUAAGCAAUUUACUAAUUAAAAAAUUUUGAGUCAAAAGAAGCAGUAUGAAAAAUCCAAAAUCAUAAAGUUG
This is a messenger RNA of Acanthoscelides obtectus, 5864 nucleotides long. NCBI's taxonomy places the organism in Eukaryota, Metazoa, Arthropoda, Insecta, Coleoptera, Chrysomelidae. The record is from the annotation of a GenBank genome assembly.